CUCAGUCCAUUUAGCCCAGUUUUAAAUACGACAAAAUAUAUCCAAAAUUCUUACUCGCACCCAAGUCAGACUGACAUCACCAUCGCCGCAAAUCACCAUGCCUACCGUGAGCGUAGGCAGAGAUCGCCUUUUUCAAGCCCUAGGCCGCACCUACACUGAAGAAGAGUUCGAGGAUUUGUGCUUCAAGUUCGGCAUUGAGCUCGAUGAUGUGACGACGGAAAAGGCAAUUAUACGAAAAGAGAGGCAUUUGGAAGAAGAAGAACCAUCCGAAGAUGAGGAAGUAAUAUACAAAAUUGAAGUUCCAGCCAAUAGAUAUGAUUUGCUUUGUCUUGAGGGGUUGGCACAAGCCCUACGCAUAUUUAAUGGACUUGAUCCAGUACCUACCUAUAAUGUGGCAAGCAUCAAUAAAGAAUCAAUGCUCAAAAUGCACGUGAAGGCAGAGACGGCAAAAGUUCGCCCAUAUGUAGUUUGUGCUGUUUUAAGAGGUAUUACAUUUGAUGAAGUUAGAUAUAAUAGCUUCAUUGAUCUUCAAGAUCGGCUUCAUCAGAAUAUCUGUCGGCGAAGAACCCUUGUUGCUAUUGGUACACAUGAUUUGGAUACAAUUGAAAGCCCUUUCACAUAUGAGGCGUUGCCGCCCCCACAAAUAAACUUUGUUCCACUGAAACAGACAAAGAACUUCAAGGCUGAUGAGCUAAUGGAAUUUUACAAGUCAGAUUUGAAACUGAAGAAAUACUUGCAUAUAAUUGAGAAUUCGCCAGUAUUCCCAGUCAUAUAUGAUCGCAACAGAACUGUUUUGUCUUUGCCUCCAAUUAUUAAUGGUGCGCAUUCUGCGAUUAGUUUGAAGACAAAGAAUGUCUUUAUUGAAUGCACUGCCACGGAUUUGACAAAAGCCAAUAUCGUUUUGAACACAAUGGUAACCAUGUUUUCAGUCUAUUGUGAAAGAAAGUUUGAGGUUGAGCCAGUUCAAGUGAUAUACCCCGACGGAAAAUCAUACAUUUGCCCUGAUCUGUCACUCUACCUGAUGGCCGUGCCCUUAUCUUAUAUUACUAGUGCAGUUGGAGUCCCCCUACCAGCACAUGAGGUUGCUCGUUUGUUGAAUAAAAUGCAAUUAUAUGCGAAGCACUCUGUAUCAGAAAAGAGUGAAACCAGCUUCACUAUAUCUGUUCCUCCAACAAGAAGUGAUAUUCUUCAUCCUUGCGAUGUUGCUGAGGACGUAGCAAUUGCUUAUGGCUACAAUGAAAUUCCAAAGAUAAAAUUUCCAUCCUUGAAGCCACAGCCUUUGAAUCAGUUUAGUGAUCUUAUUCGAGCAGAGAUUGCCAUGGUUGGUUAUACAGAGGUGUUAACAUGGAUAUUAUGCUCAUAUAAAGAAAACUUCACCAUGCUUAACCGAGAAGAUGACAAAUCAACCGCAGCAAUUAAUGGAAACCCCCGUUCUGCUGAUUUUGAGGUUGUCCGCACUAGUCUUAUGCCUGGCAUAUUGAAAACUGUUGGGCACAAUAAAGACCAUCCGAAACCAAUUAAAAUUUUUGAAGUGGGUGAUGUGGUGCUUUUAAACGAGACAAAAGAUGUUGGUGCAUCAAAUCGUCGCCAUCUUGCAGCUUUAUAUUGUGGAGCUACCUCUGGAUUUGAGCUGAUACAUGGUCUUGUAGAUCGAAUCAUGGAAGUGACAGGAGUUCCAUUUGUGUCGCCUGGGAAUAAUACAGGCUACUACAUACAAAGUUCAGAUGAGCCCGAGUUUCUUCCUGGGAGACAAGCAAGCAUCAUUUACAAAGGAAAGGAAAUUGGCACAUUUGGGAUUGUGCACCCACAGGUGUUGGAUAACUUCGACAUUCCGGACCCUUGCUCCUUUGUCGAAGUCAACAUUGAAAGCUUUCUGUAAAGCAUCAACAAUUGCAUUCCUGUAGCAAAAGGGAAUUUGGAAAAUCAUUAUAUUUCAUUUCUUUAGUUGUAUCUUUUACUUUAAAUCAUUUCUUUUGAAUAGAAGAAAUCAAGAAUCACCAGUUACAAAAAUGGCUGAAGUAUGUUCGUAUCGGCUUCAUGCCAGGUUUGAGCUACUGUGACCUUGCUUCAGCUCUA
Molecule: messenger RNA, 2076 nt
Organism: Sesamum indicum (sesame)
Lineage: Eukaryota; Viridiplantae; Streptophyta; Magnoliopsida; Lamiales; Pedaliaceae
Product: phenylalanine--tRNA ligase beta subunit, cytoplasmic
Biological process (GO): phenylalanyl-tRNA aminoacylation
Cellular component (GO): cytoplasm; phenylalanine-tRNA ligase complex
Molecular function (GO): RNA binding; magnesium ion binding; phenylalanine-tRNA ligase activity
Source: RefSeq, a predicted model, not a curated record